Molecule: messenger RNA, 687 nt
Organism: Gilbertella persicaria
Lineage: Eukaryota; Fungi; Mucoromycota; Mucoromycetes; Mucorales; Choanephoraceae
Exons: 2
Coding region: 90-599 (169 amino acids)
Source: RefSeq, a predicted model, not a curated record
UGUAUAAUACCGUUCAAUCUAUUGUUUUUGGCUCUUUUGUAUUGAUUUCCUCAGUGCAUGCAUUGGUAGCACCUCUUCCAUCUUCUCAGAUGAUUCCUCAAAUCCCAGGUAAACCAGUAGGUCUUUAUGCAAACUAUACAUGCUCACUAUUCAUAUCAGCCAGUGCAUGUCAAAGAGAUCCAUAUUUUAUCCCCCCUGCAAAUGUUUCAAGCAGCAGUUCCUCUUCUACAUGUAGACAAUAUGGAGGCGAGUUAGUCAAUGUGACCAACAGUAAUUUCAAUGAUGUUACCACCUUGUUAUUUGAUUGUCGAGGAGCUCAAUCUCGAGCUUGGAUCAAUUCUUGGGAUGGAUACAAUUAUGGUUCAAACUGCUUAUCCCUCUACACAGGUUCAGGUUCCCCUGGAGGUGCUAUUAAUACGAAUUGUGCCAAUGGUGAUAUCAUCCCACCAGUCUGUUUUCGAUCAGCUAAUAUUGUCCCUGUUUCUGCUGUGAGCUCAACCAGCUUAAGCAUUUCUGUAACUCCCAUCACUACACUUGAUUUUACGUUACCAUUUUUGGGUAAUGAUACUAUUAUUAUUAGACCUUCCUCUUUAGCUUAGUAUAUUUACAGCUUGAAAUAAAGAUAUAUGUAGCUUUAAAUCAUUAAUAUGAAUGCUUAAAGCCAAUGCAUAUAUGUUUGAAUCCAAC